AAGAGGAAAAAGAGUGAAAGCGAAAGAGAAACACGGAGGAAAGAGAGGAAAUUUACUUCUGACCUAGAUUGUUAACGCUGCAACGAGAAUUCGCGAGAGUUAGCAACGAAAUAUAUUGCGUAGGAAUACACUGUAGGCCCGCUAUCGUUAAGACAGGAGGGAACUAUUUUUUUCUGUCCGGCUGGCCUCCCAGCAAUAGUUGAAAUUUCUGUAGCAGUUUGUGAUUCACUCUUUAAUCACUCUAAAUCGUCGUCUUCUUUCAAUCAUCAGAAAUGUCGGAUAGGGAGCAAAUGGUUUACAAGGCCAAAUUGGCUGAACAGGCUGAAAGAUAUGACGAAAUGGUGGAAAGCAUGAAAGAGGUGGCCGACCAGGGGAUUGAAUUAUCUGUGGAGGAAAGAAACCUUUUAUCAGUUGCAUAUAAAAAUGUGAUAGGUGCUCGUCGAGCCUCCUGGAGAAUUGUCAGCAGUCUAGAGCAAAAGGAAGAAGCUAAAGGCAGUGAACAGCGAGUAAAUUUGAUUAGAGCCUACAGAGAAAAGAUUGAAGGUGAACUUCAAGAUAUUUGCAAUGAUGUUUUAGCUGUUUUGGAUAAGAAACUUUUAACUAAUGCUUCAACUGGAGAAUCUAGAGUGUUUUAUUACAAAAUGAAAGGUGAUUACCAUCGCUACUUGGCAGAAUUUGCCACUGGGGAGGAGAGGAAGGACGCUGCUGACAAUAGUUUACUUGCCUACAAGGCGGCAAGUGAAUAUGCCUUAAAGGACCUACCUCCCACCCACCCGAUACGAUUAGGCUUGGCACUCAAUUUCUCUGUCUUCUAUUAUGAGAUCUUCAAUACACCUGACCGUGCUUGUCGAUUGGCCAAGUGUGCAUUUGAUGAAGCAAUUGCUGAGCUGGAUACGCUGAGUGAAGAGAGCUACAAAGAUUCCACCCUUAUAAUGCAGCUACUGAGAGACAACCUCACUCUCUGGACAUCAGAUAUGCAGGCUGAAGAUUGUGAACAUAAAGCUGAGGGGCAACCAGAAGGUGAGACAGAGGAAGUGUCAUAAACAGCAACCCAUUUAGUUGAAUCUAUUUGCACAUGAAACAGAAUAAUAAUAAUAAUGAUAAUAUUAAUAAGAAUAAUAUAAUAAUAAUAAUAAUAUAAUAA
This is a messenger RNA of Octopus bimaculoides (California two-spot octopus), 1144 nucleotides long. RefSeq names its product 14-3-3 protein epsilon-like. The record is from RefSeq and is a predicted model, not a curated record. Lineage: Eukaryota; Metazoa; Mollusca; Cephalopoda; Octopoda; Octopodidae.